Molecule: messenger RNA, 912 nt
Organism: Cotesia congregata
Lineage: Eukaryota; Metazoa; Arthropoda; Insecta; Hymenoptera; Braconidae
Source: the annotation of a GenBank genome assembly
AUGAGCGGCGAGGAGUUUGGGUACACCAGAAGGGACCCGCGAGUCCUCAGACGGGCCUGUGAACACCCUAUGCCCCUAAAACUCGGAACCGAGCCAGAAGGCGUGUCAGGACGAAGCGCAGGAGGUUUUUCUGGAGUAGGAGUUAUGCCGGAAACCGGAAGUGCCCAAGCUAACGUACAACAACGUCCAGCUCCGGAGACCUCAGUCAUUCGGGACACUUCAAACUCACCAAACGUUGUUCAGUAUCACUACAAGUCUCCUCAGUCUAAUCGAAAAGAAGAAAUGAGAACAGAACACCUGACACCCCUAUCUUCGCAAGACAGAAGUCUAAUCACAGGAUUAUCAAACCUGUCAGUGGACAAAAAUGUGUUUGAGAAUUCAGAAGAUCUACCACAAGUGUUCCAAGUAAAAUACCUGGGCUCUGAAGACGCACGUGGUCUCUGGGGAAUAAAACACACGCGAAAGCCAGUUGAUAACAUGGUAGACUUGGCGAAGUCAUUACCGACAGGCUCGCUCCCGCUGAUGAAACUGAUCGUCUCGACGGAAGGUGUGACUCUUGUUCCCUACGCAAGAAAGGCAGAAGGCACCAACAUUAUCCGCAAAAUUUACCCCAUCGAGACGAUAUCCUACGGCGUGCAAGACCUAGUGUACACUCGCGUCUUCUCGAUGAUAGUCGUCCGCGACUCGGGAAAUUUUCGUAAAAUUUCCCCCUUCGAGUGCCACGGGUUCGUGUGUGAGUCUAAAUACCACGCUCGGCAGAUGACUUACGCUUUGGCAACCGCCUUCCAAAUUUAUUCCCACGCCAUCAAGGCGCUCAAAGACGGGAAAGUUCCUUCGGUUAAGAAAUUCGCAAUUGAUCUUCGGACUCCUGAGGAAAUCGAGACCGAGCUGGCUCGUGACUCCGAAGCGUAA